Zingiber officinale is the source of this 1095-nucleotide messenger RNA. RefSeq lists its product as uncharacterized. The transcript is spliced from 2 exons. Lineage: Eukaryota; Viridiplantae; Streptophyta; Magnoliopsida; Zingiberales; Zingiberaceae. The record is from RefSeq and is a predicted model, not a curated record. Bases 1 to 1095 code for a protein of 364 amino acids.
AUGAAUGGUAAGGACCUCCCCUGGUAUUCAUGCUAUCUUUCGGAUUUAGACCCCCAUGACCUGUCGGUAGUACAAUCCCUUCUGCGAUUGGAUCCCUCCUAUGAGCUUCGACUCCCAUCACCUAAUGAACAUCCUUCGUCCCCUCCUGAAGGCUGUAUCACUGUCUUUAAAGAUCAGAUUAUGGGCGGUCUUCGCUUUCCUUUGCAUCCCUUUAUUUCAGAUUUGUGCCAGCAUUGUGGCAUCGGCGUCUCCCAAUUUGCUCCCAAUGUAUUUCGAGCUAUCUGUGGAACCGUCAUCUUAUGCCGUAUCUAUCGGAUUCCCUUGACGCCUCACCUAUUCCAGCACUUCUAUUCUUUCCGUCGAGCCGAGGCGGGAAUAUUCAACGUUCAGGCCAAGCCAGGCUUUAAGUUCUUUGACAGCCUACCUUCUUCUAAUAAGGGUUGGAGGUCCCGCUUCUUCUUUCUUAAACCGCCUUCCCCUUUAGCCGGGCCUUCUCAGUGGCGCCCCCUCCCGGCUUUUCCCCCACAUGUUCAUGAAUCUGCCUGCUUUAUAGUUGCGGACAAGUUGACCGGUGUUCUGGUUCGCUUGUCUGUGUUGAUGCUGGAAGGCAUCUUAUACACCUUCGGUCUUAGUCCCGUCCCUGCAGAAAUCGGCGCUCCCUUUGCGGCCGCUAUCCUUCGUUCUUUCGCCUGCCAAGAGACGCCCGCAGUUGCUGUCCUUGAAGCCCUGCAUCAGGAGCUGACACCAGGCCUACCUUCCGAUCCAGCUGCUGCCCUCGGUCCUCAACUUCCAGCACCCCCAACCUCUGAUGUUGUGAUUGUCCCGCCGCUCUUAGUGCUACCUUCCCCCAGCGCUGCAGACCCAGCAUUGUCCCACACCUCCGAUCAACCGGCGACUGCUUCCUCGCCCACUAGACAGGCUCCUCCUCUCCGUCCUACUCUACGGCUGCGUGUGACGCGGAAUAGCAAACGGACGGCCCCGGUUACCGCCACUUCUCCUCCACCUUCACAGCGCCAACGCGUGGUGGUUCUUUCUUCCCCUUCCAAGUCUUCGGGCACGAGCUCGGCUCAGGAGCCAAGCUCGGGCCAGGAAUAG